AGAAACUCAUACGUCACUUCCGAUUAGCUCCUGCCUGUAUCGUGGUCUAAACGGGAACAUGGCAGCGGAAAGCAUGGCUGAGGACUAUCCCCAGGAGAUCGACGAGCAGCUGAGCUCGUUCAGCUCGUCGCUGGGCUCAGUGCAGAGCAUGGUGGAGAAGCUGGUGAACAUGUCCAGGACCGACGCGCUGCAGAAGCUGGAUCCUUUGGAUCAAGCCAAACUGGAUCUGAUGUCCGCCUACACCCUUAAUUCAUUAUUCUGGAUGUACUUGGUGACGCAGGGAAUAAACCCUAGAGAACAUGGAAUCAAACAGGAGCUGGAGCGAAUAAGGACUCACAUGAACAGAGUAAAGGAGAUCAGUGACAAGAAGAAAGCUGCCCGUCUGGAUAAGGGAGCAGCCGCACGCUUUGUUAGAAAUGCUCUCUAUCAACCGGAAGACAAAGAUCCUAAGAAGAAAGGAGCACCGAAGAGAACGUCAGAUACAGCACCCGAGUUAACACGUUCUAAGCAUUCAAAACGGAGCUGAACUUCAGUCGGACCUGCGCGGUCCUGUGACAUUACACUGUGCUCCUUGUUCAGGGGUGAUGGACACUGAAGUAAAUGUUUGGGUUUCAAGGCUUUUUCUAAGGCUGCUUGAUGAACCAUCACAUAUAAAAACAGCAGAAAUAGAAAAUUGUAACUUAACUAAACAUGUUGUCUUGAUGUUGAUGUCAGCAGAUGCUCUUGAAUUUAAGAGAUAUGCUAAAAUAUUCUGCUACAUUAGUCUUUUAUAGAGUCUUUGCAAUUUAAAGGUGAUUCUAUGAAUCAUGAGUUGGGUUUUGCCUUUUCAUGUUUUUACACAAAUGCCAUAUUUUAAAUGCUGUAUUGAGACACAUUUUUUUUUCUUUUUUAAAGAAUUGACAACAGUAUAAAAUACUUGACCGGACAUCAUGUUUGGGAAUUUUACUUGUCUUUAUUUUAUUUUUCUUGUUGAUAUGAUGGUAUUUUAUGUCAAGCAGCUUCCCAACUUGACUGAAGACAUUUUGAUUCCUCUCUCAUGCCAUCAGCGACUACUGGAUGCUUUGAAUGCACCAGAAGCAUUGUUAAUGUUAGUAUUUUCAAAGUUUGCUCUGAGAAAAAUGACAGUAAAUAGUUACCAUGUUUUUAAUUUUAUAAUUAUUACAAGAGAGGCAGUAUUUCAUCUUUUGGUAUAUAGAACCGGACUAGUUCACUCUGACAAAUUUUAACAUCUACAGCAACAGUCCAAACUUGACUUCUUGUUAAUUAGUUAGAAAUUAUUGAUUGGGCAUCCCACUGCACAUCAUUUUAACCAUCAUGUAUGCUGUUAUAUGUAUUUCUUUAACAUAAUUGUGAGUAUUGAGGGAUGCUUUAACCUUUAAGUUGAGGCAACAUCAUUUCCAUAUUAUUUCAAUAAUCUGGGUUCAUCUUGUCAGUAUUACUUUUGCAAAACUGAGCCAAAAUGUAGAAGCAGUUUGUGAUGAGUGAUGUGCUUCCAGAGCUAUUAAGAUGCAGGCAGCAACGUAGUACACAUACUGUUGAAAAAUAAAUGCUGGACGACUGCUUUCCCAGAUUAUUUUUUAUGGUCUGAUUUUAGACUUCAUCUGAUAUGCGUUCAGAUGCAGCAGAGUUCUCGCACAAGGUGAUCGGGGGCAGUUGGAGGUGCAGCUUUGUGCCAAAGGCACUGAAAUUAAACCAUCACCUUUGCGAUUUAUGUGCACCCUGCUGCAGCGAUAUAAGCCAAAUUAUGUUAAAUCAUGUAUCAUAAUUAAUAGAAAUCAAGUAAGGAAUUGUUUGAGUUUAGAUGAUUCCAUAAGCGGGUUAAACCUGUGACCUCUUGACCAUAAGAGGCAGGCUGUGUUACCACCAUGAACAUUGCUGUAGCUGCAGCUAUAAUGAGACUUCCUAUUAAAAGAAAAAAAAAACGCCAUGUCAC
Cololabis saira (Pacific saury) is the source of this 1933-nucleotide messenger RNA. It is a transcript of the gene c1d, whose product is annotated as C1D nuclear receptor corepressor. The transcript is spliced from 5 exons. Gene Ontology annotation, cellular component: nucleolus; exosome (RNase complex). Gene Ontology annotation, biological process: regulation of gene expression; maturation of 5.8S rRNA. Gene Ontology annotation, molecular function: RNA binding; DNA binding. NCBI's taxonomy places the organism in Eukaryota, Metazoa, Chordata, Actinopteri, Beloniformes, Belonidae. The record is from RefSeq and is a predicted model, not a curated record. The coding region runs from base 59 to 526 and encodes 155 amino acids.